CUUGCCUGAAGGGUGGACAAACUGGUAACUGCACUGAGAAGGGGAGUUCUCACAGACUGCUUUGAGCAUAAGGCAUGAGAUUGAAUUUAUGAAAGCUUCGGUAGCCUCUCAAAACAACAUCUUUCUUCUGCGACUUUGAAUUUUUUCAUAUUUGUCGACUGUUGUUUUUUGAGAAGAAUUUGUCAUGACUCUACUGGAACCUGAGAUGCUAAUGAUGGCUGUGCAGUCUGUGCUGCAGUUGAAGCUCCAGCAGCGGCGGACACGGGAAGAGCUGGUGAGCCAAGGGAUCAUGCCUCCUUUGAAAAGUCCAGCUGCGUUUCAUGAACAGAGAAGGAGCUUGGAACGGGCCAGGACAGAGGACUACCUGAAACGGAAGAUUCGUUCCCGGCCGGAGAGGUCAGAGUUGGUCAGGAUGCACAUUUUGGAAGAGACCUCGGCUGAGCCUUCCCUUCAGGCCAAGCAGCUGAAGCUGAAGAGAGCCAGGCUGGCUGAUGACCUCAACGAGAAGAUUGCGCAGAGGCCGGGCCCCAUGGAGCUGGUGGAGAAGAACAUCCUGCCUGUGGAGUCCAGCGUGAAAGAAGCCCUCAUCGUGGGCCAGGUGAAUUACCCGAAAGUGGCAGACAGCUCUUCUUUCGAUGAGGACAGCAGCGAUGCCUUAUCCCCUGAGCAGCCUGCCAGCCAGGAGUCCCAGGGCUCAGUGCCAUCACCCCUGGAAGCCCGAGUCAGCGAGCCACUGCCCAGUGCCACCUCUAUAUCCCCCACUCAGGUUGUGUCUCAACUCCCAGUGGGCCCAGAGUCCAGAGAAACGCUUUUCCUGGCAGAGCAGCCUCCUCUGCCUCCCAGCCUCACCAACGGAACCACGGUCCCCACCGCCAAGCCCACCCCCACGCUCAUUAAGCAAAGCCAGCCCAAGUCUGCCAGCGAGAAGUCGCAGCGCAGCAAGAAAGCCAAGGAGCUGAAGCCAAAGGUGAAGAAGCUCAAGUAUCACCAGUACAUCCCCCCGGACCAAAAGCAGGACAAGGGGGCACCCCCCAUGGACUCCUCCUACGCCAAGAUCCUGCAGCAGCAGCAGCUGUUCCUCCAGCUGCAGAUCCUCAACCAGCAGCAGCAGCAGCACUAUAACUACCAGACCAUCUUGCCGGCCCCCCCAAAGCCGGCAGGUGAGGCUCUGGGAAGUGGUGGGGUCCCCCCGAUGCGCAGCCUUUCCACUACCAGUACCAGUUCCAGCUCGGGCACCCCUGGGCCCAGUGGGCUGGCACGUCAAAACAGCACCUCUCUGACUGGCAAGCUGGGAGCCCUGCCCGCCAACCUGGACGACAUGAAGGUGGCAGAGCUGAAGCAGGAGCUGAAGUUGCGGUCACUGCCCGUCUCUGGCACCAAGACAGACCUGAUUGAGCGCCUGCGUGCCUACCAAGAACAAGUCAGCCCUGCCCCCGGCGCCCCCAAGGUCCCUGCUGCCACCUCUAUCCUGCCCAAGGCUGGCGAGGUGGUGGUAGCCUUCCCGGCGGCCCGGCUAAGCACGGGGCCUGCUCUGGUGGCAGCAGGCCUGGCCCCAGCCGAGGUGGUAGUGGCUACGGUGACCAGCAAUGGCGUGGUGAAAUUUGGCAGCACGGGCUCCACACCCCCCGUGUCUCCCACUCCCUCAGAGCGUUCACUGCUUAGCACGGGAGAUGAGAACUCCACACCUGGGGACACCUUUGGCGAGAUGGUGACAUCACCACUGACCCAGCUCACCCUGCAGACUUCGCCACUGCAGAUCCUUGUGAAGGAGGAGGGUCCCCAGGCCGGGUCCUGCUGCGUGAGCCCUGGGGUGCGGGCAGAGCUGGAGGGGCGUGACAAGGACCAGAUGCUGCAGGAAAAGGACAAGCAGAUUGAGGAGCUGACCCGCAUGCUCCGGCAGAAGCAGCAGCUGGUGGAGUGGCUCAGGCUGCAGCUGGAGCAGGAGAAGCGGGCCCAGCAGCCCCCGCCAGCCCCGGCCCCGGCCCCCGCCCCCACCCCUGCCCCUCUUGGCGUCCCAGUGAAGCAAGAAAACAGCUUUUCCAGCUGCCAGUUGAGCCAGCCACCCCUGGGCCCUGCUCAUCCCUUCAGUCCCAGCCUGGCGGCCCCCACUCCCCACCACGUAGACACUUGUGCCCUGGUGCCUCCUUCAGUGGUGGUGAAGCAGGAAGCCAUGCUGCCUGAGCCGGAGCCGGCCCCCACACCCCAGCUGCUUCUGGGCCCACAGGGCCCCAGCCUCAUCAAAGGGGUGACACCUCCCACCGUCAUCACUGACUCCGCAGGGACCCACCUUGUCCUCACCGUGACCAAUAAGAAUGCAGACAGCCCUGGCCUGGCCAGUGGGAGCCCUCAGCAGCCCUUGUCCCAGCCUGGUUCUCCAGCCCCUGUCCCAGCAGCCCAGAUGGACCUGGAGCACCUGCCACAGCCCCCAUUUGGGACCCCCACUUCUCUGCCGAAGAAGGAGCCGCCUGGCUAUGAGGAAGCCGUGAACCAGCAGCCCAGACAGCAGGUGAAGAAGGAAAAUGGUUCCUCGAGCCAACAGAUGGAUGACCUGUUUGACAUUCUUAUUCAGAGUGGAGAAAUUUCAGCAGAUUUCAAGGAGCCACCAUCCCUGCCAGGGAAAGAGAAGCCCCCCGCAACAGCAGCCUGUGGGUCGCCCCUGGCCACGCAGUCCCCACCCUCUGCUGAGCUUCCCCAGGCUGCCCUGCCCUCGACCUCACCUGUCCUUCCUGGGCGCCUGGAGGACUUCCUGGAGAGCAGCACUGGGCUACCCCUGCUGACUGGUGGACAUGAGGGGCCAGAGCCCCUCUCCCUCAUUGACGACCUCCACAGUCAGAUGCUGAGCAGCUCUGCCAUCCUGGACCACCCCCCCUCACCCAUGGACACCUCGGAAUUGCACUUUGCCCCUGAGCCCAGCAGCAUGGGCCUGGACCUGGCUGAUGGCCACCUGGACAGCAUGGACUGGCUGGAGCUGUCAUCAGGUGGCCCCGUGCUCAGCCUGGCCCCACUCAGCAACACGGCCCCCAGCCUCUUCUCCACGGACUUCCUUGAUGGCCAUGACUUGCAGCUGCAUUGGGAUUCCUGCUUGUAGCUCUCAGGUUUGCCAGGGAACUGGAGGGGCUGGAAGCUGGGGAGCCUCAGGAACUCUAGGGAGCUCAGCUCUCUCCUGCGGGAUCCAGCUCUGCGUGGUCAUGAGUCCCGACAAUCACAGGCCCUGCUUUCCCCUCCCUGGCUCAGGGUCACCCAGGGGUUUUGGAGACCUGGACAGGCCAGGGACUUUCUAUUUGACCUCCUUUUGUGAGGUUGGAGGUACCUGCCUGGCUACAGUUUGCUCAGGUGGGCGAGGUAUGAACUCCCUCCUUCCCUUCUCUUCCCUACAAGGGAAAGAAAAACUGGGCCUCUACCUCCCCAUUCCCUGUGACCCUAACCCCAGGUUUCCUAGGCUGGGGGAGGCGCUGCCAUGUUAGUGUCUUGCUGUAGAGUAACCAUUUAGUGGUUGGUGGCAAACAUGUUCUGUACAGGUGUACAUACCUCUAUAUUAUAUAUCGCCAUACAUAUAUACAUAUAUUUUUGGGGGGUAAGAGGUGGAUGAAGUUCCUUCCCAUCCUACUGUGCACAUAUAGAAGGGUCUGGAGACCCCUGCUCCACCCAUCACGUGUGUUUGACAUGUAGACACCCCAUCACAGCCUGUACCCCACCUGUCCUGCUCAUUAUCAGUGCCACGAGGGCAGAGGUGCAUCUUGGCCACCUGCCCACAUUCCGUCCUGCUGCUUCACUGCAGCCACCACGGCCCUGGGACAGGAGGGGCAUUAGCGCCAUAGUGGGGCGAGAUGUAGCCCUCAAGCUAUGGCUCCUCCUGCCCUGGGGCCCAGCCUCCCUUCUGGCUGUCACUGUUAUUCUAGGGAUUUGGGGAGGGGGGGUCACCAGUGCUGGGACAGGGGUGGGGAAGCUGUGUGAACUUUUUAAAAUAAAAGCAAAAACACCAGCUUGUUAGUCCCUCUUGGUCAAUCUAUGGAUGAGGUGGGUGGUAUGGCUGGGCCCUACACCCUAACCCCACCUUCCCAGCCAGGCUGUCCGUUCUAGGCCAUUCCAGAAAGGGCAGAACCUUGGACAUAGGGUUCUAUGGUCCCAAUUGGAUUGAAGACAGAAGGUGCUUCUCAAAGACAAUUUAUUUACAGGCCAAGGAGCCUUUAGCCACCCCCACUCCCUUCCUGAGCAAAAGCGGACAGAGGUGGCUCUCUACCUCCUCAUGAGGAGUUUGGUCAGUACAAGUAGUGAGGGUGGGGCCUGGAGCCUCCAUAGACACUGGGAGGGAUAGAGUGAGCCAGGCCCCACCUGCUGCCACCAGGGUGGUGUCUCCAAUCUCCCUACCAUGGUGCCUGGCCAAACUCCAGUGUCGUCUUCCCUUGGUCCCGUAGCUUGGGUUAGGCCUGGACCACGCCAGCCCCCAUCCCAACGCCCUUCUCUUAAGGAAGCAGCUGCUCUGGUAGCCGACGGGUUGGGAGAGGUCUGGGUGUGACAGGGCCAUUGGAGGAAGUGUGUCACCCAUCUAUAUCCCAGCUGAAAAGGUGGUGCUUCACCAGCAUGUCCUGGACGCCCUCCUUCAGGGGCUUCUUCUCCUCCUGCACAGAGCGAGGAAGCCCAAGGUGGCAGGGGCCCUGCCUCAGCCACCACACCCACCGCAGCCCUCCAGGAGGAAGGCAGGUUGCUGGGCUAAGGACCAACCCCCACCACCCACCUCUCUCUUCAUAGGAAGUUCCCAGUCCUGGGAGAGGCUGAAGGCAAAGCAGCAGAGGACACUGGAGGGCAGGAAGGGGAAGUGGUCAGUCACCCUCAGGUCAGCUCCUUCGGUCCCCCUACCCCAGGGCCACCAGAGCAGGGUCCUCACCGGAGCUCACACUUGAUCUGGACCCAGCCGGGGCUUCGCAGGAAGGACCAGGGCUGGUACCACUUCUCCACGGUUGGCAGGCUGGAGCAGAGCACCUCCAACCACAGGUGUAGGACCUGCUCACUGGGGACAGGUGGGGGGAGUGGGCCAUCCACAGAACCUUCUGAGGACCAUGAGUGGGGUUCUCCCCUCCAGUGCUGGACUGGGCUAUCGCCACUUCAGGGUUCCUCUAACCCUAGCCCCCUUUCCUCCACUUCUCGGCCUCCUCAGGUGACCCCCAACUCCUUUACUCUCAGCCCCUGCCUCCAGCUCCCUCACACUGGGAGACACACAGGGCCCUCAGUCCUAUCAGCUCUUUCCUCUCUGCAUCUCAGAGUAAAGGAGGUGGGAUCACUGACCCCUGCUGGCCAGUCCAGGAGUGAAGUGCAUACUCACCAGCCUGCUGGGGUCACAGCCAUAUUCUGAGCAUGUCUCGGGGACAUUUGUGCCUCUGCAAACCACUCCUCCUCCCACCCCAGAGGGCAAAUCCAGGAACAUCUCCUUCACCCAGACCUGAGCCUCACAAAUGCCCAAGGCCUCUCAGGCAGGCACCCCUCCCUGGUUUGCUGCAGUAGACUCAUUUCUGGGAAGCCCCUUCACUGGUCAUGUUGCUUAAAGUCUGUGCUUCAUAAAUCCUCAAGCACCUUCCCCAUAAAGCAGCAGCUGGUCUCGUGCUGGAGAAAGGUCAUUGGGGGUCACCCUUGCCACUUUCCAUUUGUCUGUCCAACUCCUGGGGGCCUAGAAGGCCCAGCUCACAGCCCCUGCUCCCCCCAAGGGUCACAGCCCAGGCUGCCACUCAUCCAACUGUGGACUGUCACGCCCACAGUAGGCACAGACACUCACUUGAGCCCCACACAGAUGAGAGAGCGGAGCUUGACAUCCAUUUGCGCAUGUGCAGCGUCGUGGGUCACAUUCACAGACUGCACUGCCUGGGAGGACACAGCUGUCACACAGGUGCCCCAGCUGCCAGCCCAGGAGCCAGACCCCACCCAUGGCCCUGCCUACCCGAUAGAGCAGUUCCUCCGGGGUCAGAACUUUGCCAUCUUCAUCCAACCUGGGGAAGAGGGGAACCCAAAGCUGCCAGAUGUGCAGGCUUGGGCUGCUCUCUCCCGCCAUGAUGCUGCCAGGACCCCUGCCAACGUGGGGGACUGGGGCCCAGUUACCUGUAUGUCUUACACAGCACCAGGCGAGAAUACACCGAAUCGAAGUCUCUCUCCACCUCCCGGCCUGCUGCCUGGGGGUUGUAGGGAGAGAACAUCAGGGACAAUGGGGUAGGUUCCAAGUUAAAGCUACAGGGUCCAAGUCAGUGCACAGCACCAACCCAUGAGCUCCUCCUGCCAGCUCCACAGAGCCCAGGGACCUGGGGAAAAGGAUGGUGGAGGACAUGGGUCCAGCUACGGACUCACCUCCUCAAUAAACAGCCAGGGGUGGCAGGCGCCCCCGAGCAGAGACGGCUUCUUCAGUCCGUGUUCAAACAGGGCCUUGAGGGCUGGGCAGAGGGUCCCUCGCACAAGGUCUGUGACGCCCUCCGUUACAGAGUCAUCCCCCGCGAUGGAGUACUGUUGGUGGGGGACGGGGUCUGAGGCCCCAGCCCUGCACCUGCAGCCAGUCACCCUGUCCCUGUCCUCACAUCCCCUGCCUCAAGCCAGAACUCGCUCAGGACACAGGCCCUGGCCAGGAGGGUGCAGGCCUUGCCAGGGUGGAGGCAGCAGCAGCUCCCAGGGGCAGCCCUGCCCUGUGCCCUUCUUACCUCUUUGCUCCGUUCAUCCAGGACUUCCACAAACUUGGCUGGAAACCAGCCUGUGGGAGAGGCAGGGUCCUGUGAGGAGCCUGGUGUCCCCACACUUCCACCCUCCCCGCCAAUGGGGCUGAGGACAGGUUCAGCCAAGUUCCUGGUGAGGGGAAGAGGCCAGGAGGGAUGUAGCAAAGAGUGACCAGCCUCACCUCUUAGGCCAUUCAGCUCCCCGACCCAGCAGUGCUCAUCCUUCUGAGAAAUGAUCUGUAGAGAAAAAGAGCAGGGGGCAAAGCUGUGGUUGCCUGGGCCCAGUGCCUCGCACACCACCCGGUUUCAUCCUCAGCCAGGUGGAAAUACUCGGCAGGGAGAGGGCCUGGCUGAGGUUGAAUAAUCUGGCUGUACCCUCAGGGCUGGCAGGUGGCAGGACCAAUGCUACCUGCUCCCAGCAACCAGGCUCCACCUGCCUCUGAGCACCCACCUCCCAAACCUCGCCCCACGCACCGUGAUGAUGUCAUUCUUGCGAAAGCCUAGCUCAUCGUCAUCGUGUCGCUCGAAGUCUAGCAGGGCCUUGGCCCUGCGCCGGUGGCUGCGUGAGCAGGCCACAUAGUUCUCGUGGUCCCGCUGGUGGCUCUCCAUGCUAUAGUCUGGAGUCAGCUCCUGCCAGAGAAGUGGGAAGGUCCACCAAGGGGAAGGCGCCUCAGGAUAGGGCUGGGAAAGGAGAGCCCCCCAAGUCGACCCAUUGGGCACACAAUUAGGAGCAUGUGACUCACCACAUUACAGUUUUUGGGGUCAGUGCACUGGAAAUGACGUGCCACACGGAGGAUGGCUUCCCGGAGGUCAGCCACCAGUUCCGUCUGCUUGAUGUUCUUGGCCUUGAGUGCCUCUAGGUCGUCCUCCCCUGAGGGUCCAAAAGGCUAUGACAGCCAUGGCUCCCGCCUGGUCCCCUUCCCAACGCCAAGGAAGCUCAGGGUCCACCCCGGAGUGUGAGGAUGACGGACACCCCCCGUCUUUGCCGCCCUCCAACCCCAGGCUCCAAGAGCUUAGACUCGACUGGCCGUGAAGAAACCGCUGAACUGGGCCAGGACUCACCGAAGAGCAGGGAGGUGAAACCAGACUUCCUCCGCUGCGUCCUGCGACGAACCACCUGCAGGCGCGGGAAUGGGUCAGCAGCAGGAGGGCUCCCAGGGCCCAGCCGAGUGGAGGGAAUCUCGGCACCAGAGGAAGGGCACAGAGCCUUCCUGGGGGCAGCUCGGGCCUCUCACAGGGACUACCUCAUGGGAAAUGGCCUCCGAGGCCGGCUGGGGUCAGAAAUGUACUGUCAGUUCAAAACUGGGUCUUCCUACACCCAAACUGGAUGUCACCCCACAGCUGGGUCUGCUGGGCCAGGCCUAGCCUGGGUGCUGAGUUGGGGAGGGGACAGCACAGCGGGGGUCCUCAUGGCUCCUCCCUCACAGGCCCACCUGAGAGAGGUUGGUGGUGGUGGUGGUGCUGGUCCCCAGCAGCUGACCCUGGUCUGCAAGAAGGUAGGCCAGGUGCUUGCGGCGCUGGGUCUCCACAGCCACGUCCGUGAGGGAGCCAGCUAGCCGCAUGGCCUCCCCCAGCAGCAGCUCCGCGUCCUCCAUCUGCGAGGGGAUGUCCGACAGCGUGUUGAAGAUGGAGGCCGAGUUCUCUGACUGGAUCAGCUCCUCCUCCUGGGCCAUGUGAGGGGAAAGGGGGAGUCACUGCCUGGCACCAGGCCCAUGAGCUGCCCCCAAUCAGCACCCAUCCAUGUGUGACUUCCCUGGAAGAUCAGCUGAGCACAAGGGAGUCCCUGGCCCCAGGAGACUCCCCCUGCAGGGGCUCUCAGGAGGGGCUCGUGCUCAGGCCACAGGAUGCUGAAGCGUGGACCCCACUGCAUGCCCCAGAAGAGGAGCACCAGCUGCGUCUGGCCCACGGGCUCCUCAUUGGCAGCUGGGCAGCGUGGCCCGGGGGUGGGGGGCGGGGCUGCAGCCGCACCUUGAGGCGCAGCAUGCCCAGCGUGGCCUGGAAGAGCACCAGGGAGCCCUCGUAGAAGAACAGGUCCCAGAGGCGCAGCAGCAGCUUGAUGUGCACCACGCUGGCGAAGGCCGUGAGGAACCAGUGCAGCGUGAUCAGGGACAGCUCUGUCGACACAACCAGGGACACUGGCAUGAGAUAGUCUGAGAGAAGGGGCACCGCCAGGAGCUGGGGAAGGGUGAAAAGUGUCUCCCAAAAAGCAGGAGGCCCACCCUGCUCCAAGGGGAGGGAGGAGACCGUGCAGCAUCAGAGAACAAGAGCAACAAAGGCUGCAUGUGCCGCAUCCCCGUCCGUCAUCCUCAUAGGAGCUCCUUUCUUCCCCGAAGGCAGCCAGCUGCUGCGCCCCCUGCAGGCUCUGCCAGGAAGCCCCAGAUCCACAGUAUCUGAGUCAGCAUGGCAAGAGCCCUCAACCCUGGAGAGUUCGGGCGGCCCUUACCAAUGUCAUGCUCCUGGAGCAGCUUGUCCAAGCGGGGCAGGUACUGGACAAUGAGGUGGCGCAGGACCCGCUGGUCUGUCUGGACGCCCAGCAGGGUGGUGCUGAAGUAGGAGGCAGGGAGCAGGUCCUCGAUGAUGGCGCACAUCAUCCAGAAGGUGUCCUCCUCCUCCAGGAACAGCAGGAGGCAGGCGGCCACCUGGCCAGGGCAGGGGGACAAGGGGCCUCGACCCAGGUCUCCACACAAAUGAGCAGCAGCACCCUUCUGAGGGUCAUGUCACGGACCAUGUGCCUUUCUCAGGAUAGAACCACCGUAUUUGGCAGCUACAGCCCUCCUUGGGUACUCCCACCUCCACCCCUGCUUCCGGUCCUACUGCCCUGGGGCCUGGAGAACACUCUUGGGGACACCCCCUCCCCUUCCCAACUGUGCUCACCAUGCCUGUGCCCUGGCAGUAACCAAUCUCAGGGUAGAGCCAGGCCAGUGCUCGGAGAACCCUGCGCAGGCGGGGCACCCCGAUGCUGCUCUCAUUGGCGAAGCAGGCGUUGCUGGGCAUGGUGCGGAGCAGGUCCUUCUCAAUCUGUCAGCGGCCCACCCACAACAAGACCCUAUGAGACCGCUGCACGCCUGUGGGCCCACACCCUCCACGUGUUGACACGAGAGGGCACUCCCCAGGUGGGCUUCUCUCCCAGGAAUGGGGAUUCCUUGUGCUCCUCUCUUCAGGAGUAGAGCCAGCUGGUGUUUGUAGCUGAUUCUACCAGAUUCCCUUGGGGAACU
Messenger RNA from Myotis daubentonii (Daubenton's bat), 9901 nucleotides. RefSeq names its product myocardin related transcription factor A (gene MRTFA). Gene Ontology annotation, cellular component: nucleus. Lineage: Eukaryota; Metazoa; Chordata; Mammalia; Chiroptera; Vespertilionidae. The record is from RefSeq and is a predicted model, not a curated record. Gene Ontology annotation, molecular function: transcription coactivator activity. Gene Ontology annotation, biological process: positive regulation of transcription by RNA polymerase II; smooth muscle cell differentiation.